AGACCUCGUUAGCGUCAUGGAGUCCUGCUGCCUGGAGAAUCUCGCCGUCCUAUACCAGAGCCCAGACUUCCUGGUGGUGAACAAACACUGGGACGUUCGCAUCGACAGCAAAAUGUGGUACGAGAAGCUGACGGUACAGAGCCAGCUAAAGCAUCGCUUCCCGGAGCUGGCGGAUCCCGGCACGUACUACGGAUUCCGGUUCUGCCACCAGUUGGACUUCUCCACCAGCGGUGCGCUGUGCGUGGCCCUCAACAAGGAUGCUGCGGGAAGGGCCUACAAGUGCUUCAAGGAGCGGACGGUGACCAAGGCGUACCUGGCUCUGGUUCGAGGCACGGUGCCUGAAAAACACGCGGCAAUUGCGUUAUCCAUCGGAAAGAACACUCGGGAAGGCUUCACCCACAUGAUGUGCGUGGAAGGAACCGAAGGUUGCGAGAACGCGAAGCCCUGCCACACAGACCUGGUCGUCUUACAGCACGGAUCGUACAAAGGAGAUCCCGUCACCAAGGUCCUGCUCCAGCCUCUGACCGGAAGGACUCACCAGCUGAGAGUUCACUGCAGCGCUUUGGGUUAUCCCAUCGUGGGGGACUUCACCUACAGCUUUAAGAAGGACACCGACCCGUAUCGAAUGAUGCUGCAUGCCUACUACCUGCGAAUCCCUGCCGACCCCGAGCUCGUAGAAGUCACAGCCCCGGACCCCUUUCAGCCCGAGUCGGAUCCCAAUUGGGUGCCGGUCCACACGGUCCGCCAACUGAGCGAGGCAAUGAAAGACCUGAGGGACCGGGCAUGGGAGUCUGAAAGCGACAGGAGAAGACACGAGAUGGAAAGCGCUCAGAAGAAAGCAGAGGAAAUCCCAGAGACGGAACAGCAUAGAGCCCUCUGCCGGCAGUGGUUGUCGGAGUGGGCAUGCGAAUAA
Molecule: messenger RNA, 913 nt
Organism: Spea bombifrons (plains spadefoot toad)
Lineage: Eukaryota; Metazoa; Chordata; Amphibia; Anura; Pelobatidae
Gene: RPUSD1
Product: RNA pseudouridine synthase domain containing 1
Exons: 5
Coding region: 17-913 (298 amino acids)
Biological process (GO): pseudouridine synthesis
Molecular function (GO): RNA binding; pseudouridine synthase activity
Source: RefSeq, a predicted model, not a curated record